UUUUUUUUUUGUAAGAUGCGACAUCAUCUUGUCAAAAGGUGUAUAAUAGAGUAUUACAGAAGGUUUGAAUUUUACUGCUAAGGUUGUUUUGAUAAGGAAUAGAAUGAUAACUAAAUAUGGAAUGCUAAAAUGUAUCUACCUUUUAUAUUCCCUUAUAGUAGUGAUAUCAUUUGAAUAUAUGACUGUAUAUUGUCAUAAUAUGAACUCUUAUUUCAUAACUAUCGUUUUAUUUAAUAACAACGUUUAUCGUUUACCGUUUCUAUUUUACUUCAUAUUUACUUUUUUUUUAUUGAAUAUAUUAACAGUGUCCUAUUGCCGGUAAUAUUUGUAUGUAAAUUUAUCUCAAUUACUCUAAUUUUUGGCAUUGUUUACAGUGUUAAUUACUAGAAUAGCUGACUUAGAGUAAUAGAGAAUAUUCACUUUCCCUUUUCUUGAGUAUGAUUUACAAGCUAUUCUCCUAUUAUUCUGCUUUACAGUAUGUGUAUGUAAAAAAUCAUUCUUAUAUUUUUCCCUUUUUUAAUUAAAGCCAUAGUGACUCCGUUAUAAAUGGAAAGAAGCCGAUUCUCCUUACUUUUAUGCAUUACAGAACUUUUAUUCAUUCUAGAGAACAUCUGAUUAUGCAAUUGUGUGUACAACCCACUCGCUCUAAUUGAAUGUCAGAUAAUAAAAUUAAUAUCACGUGACCUUUAAUGGCAGGGGUGGUCUCCUUUGAUUAGUGAAAUACGUAAUAUUGAAUCUCUUUUUCGUUUAUAUCUCUUUUUUUUUAUUAUCUUAAAAAAAAA
This is a messenger RNA of Cokeromyces recurvatus, 782 nucleotides long. RefSeq lists its product as uncharacterized. Bases 104 to 322 code for a protein of 72 amino acids. The transcript has a single exon. Lineage: Eukaryota; Fungi; Mucoromycota; Mucoromycetes; Mucorales; Mucoraceae. The record is from RefSeq and is a predicted model, not a curated record.